Molecule: messenger RNA, 1701 nt
Organism: Penicillium canariense
Lineage: Eukaryota; Fungi; Ascomycota; Eurotiomycetes; Eurotiales; Aspergillaceae
Product: flavin-containing monooxygenase
Exons: 8
Coding region: 1-1701 (566 amino acids)
Source: RefSeq, a predicted model, not a curated record
AUGAAGCGACUGUCACGAGCCUUUAGUGGUACCCCCAAGCCCAUUCCGUCAAAGCAAGAUGAAGUACCUGCGCAACGUACCAAGAAAAUCGUGGAAGAGCGUUCCGUCGAUCAAGGGCGACCCCUGAGAGUGAUUGUUAUUGGUGCCGGUAUCUCUGGAAUCAUUGCUUGUAUCCGGUUUGUGCAAAGGAUUCCAAACCUUGACCUGUGCAUCUAUGACAAAAACGCGGACAUUGGAGGAACAUGGUUUGAGAAUCGCUACCCAGGAUGCGCAUGUGAUAUACCCGCCCACACCUACCAGGCCACCUUCGAGCCCAAUAAAGAAUGGUCUUCAUUCUAUGCCACCUCACCAGAGAUCCACCGAUACUGGAAGCGCAUUGUUGACAAAUAUGGAUGUAUGAAGUACAUCAAGUUAAAGCAGCGGGUGGAUGAGGCAACUUGGGAUGAUCAAAACUCAAAGUGGCACAUUCAGAUCCACGAUGUCGAUAGUGGUUCGACGUACCGAGAUCAAGCCAAUAUCCUGAUUCAAGCGACCGGUGCCCUCAACAAUUGGAAAUGGCCAAGUAUUGCCGGCCUCCACGAUUUCAAGGGCAAGUUGCUGCACAGUGCCUCUUGGGAUGAGGAUUAUGAUUACUCGAACCAACGCGUAGCUGUAAUUGGCAACGGAUCGAGUGGCAUCCAGAUUGUUCCCGGAAUGCUGCCCAAGGUGGCCCAUAUUGACCACUAUAUGCGUAGCCGGACUUGGGUGUCUCCAACAUUCGCUAGGGAGUAUAUUGAUAAGCGUGGUAAAGGAUUGGAAAACUAUAUCUUUACCCCAGAGGAGAUCGAGAUAUUCAAAAACGACCAUCAGGUGUACCAGAACUUCCGCAAAGAGGUGGAGCUUGAGUUACAGUCCGUUCAUGGGGCUACCCUUAUCGGGCAUCCAAAGCAAAUUGGAGCCCAUGAAGAAUUUAUCGAAAACAUGAAGCGGCGCUUGGCCAACAAGCCCGAGUUGGUAGAUGAGCUUCUUCCUUCGUUUCCCCCGCCUGCCGACGCCUCACCCCAGUGCGAUAUCGUCAAGGUCGACGCGACAGGUAUCCACACUGCGGAUGGUCAGCACCGAGAGGUUGAUGCGAUAGUCUGUGCUACUGGAUUUGACACAACCCAUACUCCACGGUUCACCAUCAAAGGACGAGAUGGACUUACUCUCGCAGAGCGAUGGAAGAAGACUCCAGAGACCUACAUCUCGGUCGCUACUGACGGAUUCCCCAACUACUUCAUCUGUUUGGGACCUAACGCUGGUUUGGGAGAAGGGAACCUCCUGGUCCUGAUCGAGAAAGAGCUGGACUACUUCACAGAAUGUGUGAGAAAGAUGCAGCGCGACAACAUUCGCGCUUUGGCUGUGAAGGGAGACGCUGUCCGACGCUUUACGCAGUACUGCGAUGAGUACUUCGCGGGCACAGUUUUCAGCAGCAAAUGCCGCAGCUGGUACAAAGGCGGGGCUGAAGAUGGGCGCAUCGUUGCCCUAUGGCCGGGGUCCUCCCUUCACGCGAUGAAAGUAUUCGCAAACCCCCGCUGGGAAGACUUUGACUAUCAGUAUGUCAACGAUAACCCGACCGGGUGGUUUGGCGACGGUUGGACCGAGAAUGAGAAGCUUGACAAGAUCAACGUGGACUAUUUAGACGAUGAUCAAAUUGAUUUCCCCCGGCCCGUCCACGCGUAG